Messenger RNA from Purpureocillium takamizusanense, 698 nucleotides. RefSeq names its product RNA-binding protein lsm5 (gene LSM5). Gene Ontology annotation, molecular function: RNA binding. The coding region runs from base 149 to 400 and encodes 83 amino acids. Gene Ontology annotation, cellular component: U6 snRNP; Lsm1-7-Pat1 complex; U4/U6 x U5 tri-snRNP complex. NCBI's taxonomy places the organism in Eukaryota, Fungi, Ascomycota, Sordariomycetes, Hypocreales, Ophiocordycipitaceae. The record is from RefSeq and is a predicted model, not a curated record. The transcript has 6 exons. Gene Ontology annotation, biological process: mRNA splicing, via spliceosome.
CGCCGAUGAAGACAUCUCAACAUCGACAACGACAGCGACAGUGACUCUCCGCACAGCCUCAACCCGCCAAACUAACGCCUCUGCUGUGUCAUCAAGACACGGUCUCCCUUCCCGGCCCCAGCGCAGCCAUCGCGAACUGCAACCCGUCAUGGCCUCCCAGCUGCUCCCCCUCGAGCUUAUCGACAAGUGUGUCGGCUCACGGAUAUGGGUCAUUAUGAAGGGCGACAAGGAGUUUAGCGGGACGCUCGUCGGCUUCGACGACUACGUCAACAUGGUCUUGGAGGAUGUGACGGAAUUUGACUACAGCGGCAACCACACUUCGCUGCCGAAGAUUCUGUUGAACGGAAACAAUAUUUGCAUGUUGAUCCCUGGAGGCGAGGGGCCCGAGGCAGCCGCGUGAGAACGUGAGUCGGCCUACGAAAAAUGGCUACAACAUGGACCGCCCUCGAGUGGAUGACUGCAGCGAACGCUACGCUAGGCACAGCAUCACUGAGUGCGCGGGGAGCACUGAACUUGAAAGGCCGCCUGUAGCGGGGGGGACUCGUUGCCCCGGCAGAAGCGCUGCGGCGAGAGAACUGCAAUCACGCAGGUAACCGUCAAGAAACACGUCUCGUCAUGGAGUCUACCUUUUGAUCCCUAUUGUGACACAAUGCAAGCUUAGUAUAAAUGGUGGUAUCCCAACGCCAAUCGCCUUUUUA